Molecule: messenger RNA, 2317 nt
Organism: Diospyros lotus (date-plum)
Lineage: Eukaryota; Viridiplantae; Streptophyta; Magnoliopsida; Ericales; Ebenaceae
Exons: 2
Coding region: 137-1585 (482 amino acids)
Source: RefSeq, a predicted model, not a curated record
CAAAUAUUGACAAUGUCUGAACAGAGAAAUUAUAAACCCUAGACAACAACCAUCCGUUCCAUUGGCCAUAGAAUCGUCUCCGGUGAAACCCUUGAAGUCCAUCUCCGCCGCGUUCGAGAGACGUACCACCAAACCCAUGCCGCCUUCUCGGAAACGACUCCUCGCCCGUUCAAAUCGCAGUCCGGCCUCCACCGCAGGCGCCGCCUCAGCAUCGGACUCCGCCGUCUCCUCCGACUCAUCCCCCGACCGCCUCCGGAAGAAGACUAGAGACCUCCCGAACUUCUCCGACUGCCACGCCUGCGGCCUCCACAUCAAUGUGACCAAUCCCAAGCACCGUCUCCAAACCCUAGAUAGCCUAUGGCGGAUCGUCCUUCUGUGUAGAAGCUGCGUUAAGCGAUUGGAGUCCUCCCAACUCUGCUCCUAUUGCCUCUCCGAGGUCGGGGACAAGGGCUGCUACAGGUGCUGCGAAUGUGGGCGCUGCGUUCACAGGGAAUGUGUUUCGUCGUGUUUUGGCUCGGAAAUCGGGUUUUCGGUUUGCGUCGAUUGCUGGGUUCCGGAAUUGCUUGCUAAUUCAAAUAAGGUUUACAAAAGGAGGAGGGAUAAGAAGAGCGCGUGCCGUAAGUCGGUGCAGAAUGCGGCGAGCGUUGGGAAGAUUGCAGUGGAGAAGAAAGCAGCGGUUGCGGGUAAGGCUAAAGAGAACGCCUUGCGGGGAGCUAUCAUGGCUAGAAGGGCUGUGGAGUUGGCCACUGGUGCAAUCGAAUUGGUUGACAAGAAGAAUGAACGCUUAGUGAGUCGUGGUAACAAUGCUUGUGAUGCCGCUGAUACUGCGGUUAUUGAUGUUUCAGAAUUGGUGUUCCGACUGCAUCGAGCAAUGAAUGGCUCGCCAAGGCUUUCAAGGAACUUAACCUUGGAUAAUUUGAACCAUUUGGCUGUUCCAAGAGUGUCAGAAUCAAGUGAUAAUGUAUCAGCUAGAUCUUUAUGCUCAGGGGGAUGUUUUAAUACAAGUGCUAGUGGAACUGUUGGGGUAUGCCAGAAUAGUGAGUGUUGUGAGAACACUAAUGCUACUGCAGCAGGAACGCUAGUUUAUAUCAGGCGUUCAAAAAACAGGUCUUCUAUUUUGGGGAGUUCAAAGCAGGUCAGGUAUGUGUAUUCAAGGACACGUAUAAAGGUUAGACGGUUGUAUUCAAGGAGGCAUAGAAAGGUAAGGUUGAUGUAUUCAAGGAGGCACAGGAAGGAAAAGGAGUGCGUGGAAAAAGGGGGAAGCAUUGUUGGAAACUGUAAGCCCAAUGAUAACAACUGCUUGGCCUAUGAGUCUCAACCUUGCCAGAAACAAGUUGAAUUGAAGCUUGAUUUGGAUCGAGAUGACACUAGAAACCAGAGUGGGUUGGUGUCUCGUGGAAAGGCUAUCAUUCUGCAUGAUGGAAGAUGUAGUGGAGAGAUGGAUCCCUAUAUGUUAAAGUAUAGCAGGAGGCAUAUUGGUUUUGAAGCAAUCCCAAAUAGUGAGGCUAAAAUUAUAGAUGAUGGUUCUUAUGCUGAAAGUAAGGCUAAAGUUGUGGGGCUACCUAAUUGCUUGAUGGAUGUAUAACAAUGUCUGAUGUUUCAUUCAGUCUUGUGCUGCUUCUCUACUGGUUUCAGCUCAUGCACAUGGUCAUCGUGAAAUUCAUCCUGAAGUACAAAGAUGAUGAAGUUUAACUAAUAUGUGCAAGCUGCAAUGACAUAUUCACCUGCUACAUUCUACUGGGAUGGUGAACAAUGGGAAAGCUAUUGUACAGUUAAGUUGGGCUGAGAAGUUGCAUAAAUUGGUUAAAAUUACAGUGCCUAGUUGUAGAAGGGUCAAAGCACUGGUUCUUUCAUAUCAGGGAUAAGUUUUGGAACUUCUGAUAAGUGUAUAUUGUAGGCUAUUUGUGUUUCUGUUCUGAUGUAGUGCAACACUUCCAGUUGGAGCUAAUGUUGAAUGUGUACCUUCAUGCCAUUAGUGCAAUUAAACAGGUUUCUUAAAUGUGGAAAGCAGUGUGAUCAAAUACCAUUGUCUCUGUUGAGCCCUUUUGCAAUCCAAGUCUCUUUUGGCAGGGAAGGUGGAAAUAUCUGUGAAAAAGAGAGUCUACUAAUUGGUGGUUACUAACUGCAAGAGUUCAAGUGCUGGACAUAUGUUUUUCAGUUGGCCGUACUCUGCAGUUCAUCAAAUCAGCUCCAUCCUGGAAGGUAAAGAAGUCAUGCUGUUCAAGUUGCUUCCUAGUACCAAAUUUGUAUUCCCCAUGCUACCAAAAGUGCAGUUAACAUCUUUGACAUCAAUUACUUUUUCGUCUGUUGCUGUGUC